GCGGGAGGGAGGGAGCCGCUCACAGGAACCCUCCAAAAAAAAAGAUGGCGGCGGGCUCGGAUCUGCUGGAUGAGGUUUUCCUGAACGCUGAGGUGGAUGAGAAGGUGGUGAGCGACCUGGUCGGCUCCCUCGAGUCCCAGCUGGCCGCCUCGGGCCACCACAAGGCGCAGGAGCCCCUCAGGCCCGCGGGGGGGCUGCUGGGCAACCAUGUUGUGAGCGGCAGCAGUAGCAGCAGCAGCCCGAGCCCGAGCCCAGGAGGAGGAGGAGGAGUAGGAGGCAAUGCUAAUGUCCAAACAGAGAGCAACACCACCGGCAGCACCGCCGCCAAGAUGGGACUCAGUGGCCCCGAGAUCACCAAGCCAGGAGCUGGGGGCGUGCAAGGGAGCGUUAUCAAUCAUAACGCCCGGUCCCAGGGUUCCAGUCUGGAUGGGGCCACCACGACCAGCGCCAGCACUGCCGCAGGAGUCCAGAGUGGAUCAGAAGCCGCUGUCGCCCCGGGGACCCUCAGCCAGGGCAAGUCGGUGGUGAUCAGUACCAUGGCAACAGCUCUGUCUACCAGGAAUGGGAAAAUCGGGACCACGGCAGUGCAGACUCUGAACGGGAGUAAUGUGGUGAUGAACUCUCACCAUUCAGGGAGCGCCUCUUUCUCGGCCACCCCUGUGACGGCUAACCCCGCCGUCAUCCCCGCCGUCACCCCUCUUGUCAACAACGGACCGGGAAACGUGGGGAAGGUAAACACCGCGAAUGCCGUUUUGCCGUCUGCUUCUAAUACCGUCAUCCAGACUUCUUUCCUUGGCACCGGAGUGUCAUCUGCCUCUUCCCCCUCCCCUUCGGUGAUCUCCUCACAACAGCCCCCGAGCAUCGGGACCGGGGGCCCGACUGUAGCAUUGGUGAGGCCACCCAUUCACACGGCAGGACCCUCGGUGGCUGCCGCCACUCAGAAUGGGAGCAAUACUGUGAUCAACUCAACCAUUAGCGUGGGAAGCUUUCCUCCCACGGCUGCCACUGCUGCCACUGUGGGAUCUGGCGUUUCCCUCCAGACGUCUCUUGUGAACAGCCAGCCGGGUUCUGGUGUGCCGGCUGCGCCCGCCGCGCAGGUCAUCAAAUCGGAAUCUCCUAAAACCAUUGUGCAGGCAGUAACUCAACAGCAAGCUCUGGCUGCUGGUGGCCAGCCCAGUACUACAGGGGGUAAUAUGAUCAUUGGGCAAACUAUGCAAGCUGGGCUGUCCAACAUGGCUCCUAACCCUGGCGGGGUACCUCCUGCGCCUCCGGGUACCCCCACAGGCCUGGUGAAGGGUGCUCCCAAUACAGUGGCACAGAGCCUGCCGAGGACUCCUACAGCAACUACGAGUGGGAUCAGAGCAACUUUGGCUCCCACGGUUUUAGCACCUCGUCUGCCUCAGCCUCCUCAGAACCCAACAAAUAUCCAGAACUUUCAGUUGCCGCCAGGCAUGGUCCUUGUACGUAGCGAGAACGGCCAGUUACUCAUGAUCCCUCAACACACUUUGGCGCAAAUGCAGGCACAUGCGCAGUCCCAGCCUCAAACGACCAUGACUCCUCGCCCUGCCACGCCUACCAGCGCUUCUUCGGUCCAGAUCUCGACUGUGCAGGUCAGUUCACUGAGAAAUGCUCCUGGAACACCCAUCAUUGCACGGCAGGUGACCCCGACCACUAUAAUCAAGCAAGUCUCACAGGCACAGACGACAGUGCAGCCCACGACGACGUUACAGCGGCCGCCCGUAGUUCAGCCUCAGAUCGUUCUGGGUAGUACGGCACAAACGUCGGCGUUGGGAGCAGCUGCAGCUGUGCAGACAGGAACUGCUCAGAGGACGGUGCAAGCAGCCACGGCACCCUCGACUGCGGCCACAGAAACCAUGGAAAAUGUGAAAAAAUGCAAGAAUUUUCUCUCUACACUAAUAAAACUGGCCUCUUCUGGAAAGCAGUCUACAGAAACUGCAGCUAAUGUGAAAGAACUAGUCCAGAACCUGCUGGAUGGAAAAAUCGAAGCUGAAGAUUUCACCAGCAGGCUGUACCGGGAACUUAAUUCUUCACCUCAACCCUACCUUGUGCCUUUCUUGAAGCGGAGCUUACCUGCCUUGAGACAGCUGACUCCGGACUCUGCGGCUUUCAUUCAGCAAAGCCAGCAGCAGCAGCCCACGACGCAGCCCACGACCACUCUGACAGCUGUGAUGCUGAACAGCCCCAUUCAGCGCACGGCGGGGAAGACCACUUCCACCGUCACGAGCACCUUGCAGCAGCCGGUCAUCAGCCUGACACAGCCAACGCAAGUCGGGGUUGGCAAACAAGGGCAGCCCACGCAGGUGGUCAUCCAGCAGUCUCAAAAACCGGGCACGUUGAUUAGGCCUCCGCAAGUGACGUUGACACAGACCCCAAUGGUGGCCUUGCGACCACCGCACAACCGUAUUAUGCUUACCGCUCCUCAGCAAAUUCAGCUGAACCCGCUUCAGACAGUCCCUGUGGUAAAACAAACAGUAUUACCUGGAACCAAAGCUCUUUCUACUCUUUCAACCCAAGCAGCAGCUGCUCAGAAAAAUAAACUCAAAGAACCCGGGGGAGGCUCUUUUAGGGAUGAUGACGAUAUUAACGAUGUCGCAUCGAUGGCGGGCGUCAACCUAUCAGAAGAGAGUGCGCGUAUAUUGGCUACCAAUUCCGAGUUGGUGGGCACGUUAACUAGAUCGUGUAAAGACGAAACCUUUCUUCUCCCAGCACCUUUGCAAAGAAGGAUACUAGAAAUAGGCAAAAAACAUGGAAUAACGGAAAUCCAUCCUGAUGUAGUUAGCUACGUAUCGCACGCCACGCAACAAAGGUUACAAAACCUGGUUGAGAAGGUAUCGGAAACUGCACAGCAAAGGAAUAUUUCUUAUAAGGACGAUGAAAGAUACGAGCACGCGAGCGACGUUCGGGCGCAGCUCAAGUUCUUUGAGCAGCUUGAUCAAAUCGAGAAACAGCGGAAAGACGAACAAGAAAGGGAAAUUUUAAUGCGGGCGGCAAAGUCUCGAUCUAGACAAGAAGAUCCAGAACAGCUUAGGUUGAAACAAAAGGCCAAGGAGAUGCAGCAGCAAGAACUAGCACAAAUGAGACAGAGGGAAGCCAACCAAACUGCUUUGGCGGCAAUCGGUCCCAGAAAGAAGAGGAAAGUGGACUCUCCAGGCGCUGGACCAGGGACGGAGGGGUCCAGUGCGAGCGUGGCAGUCCCAGGCGGGUCCGGCGUGGGAGCGACCAGGCAGUUUACACGGCAAAGGAUAACGCGGGUGAACCUCAGGGACCUCAUAUUUUGUUUAGAAAAUGAGCGAGAGACAAGCCAUUCACUAUUGCUAUACAAAGCAUUCCUUAAGUAACAGAAGCGGAGAAGAUCAAGGUAUUUUUGACCGAGAAGGCAAACCUGGGGACACUUCUUUUUUUAUAUAUAUAUAUUUGCAGAUUACGCCUUUUUUUUUUUAAUAUAAUGAGCAUAUGGGAUAUUGUUUUAAAAAGACAACGACAACCACACCACCACCCCGACAACGAGAACCACCCCGAGACAGCCACCUCUUCACAAGGAACCGUUUUCUAUCCCCGUUUAUGAUAGAACUCUUCGACGUAAGAGCAGAUCUGUUUCUUUGACAGUAAGGAGGAGACUCGCAAAAGGCCUGAGGAGACGAUAAGAAGAUGAUUGAAAAGUUUUAACUCAUCUCUUUGAUGGAGUGGCCUUUCUUCCAAACAAGCCAUAUUAUAGAGACAGAUGGAAUCGUUUUAGCAAAUAACCAGCUUCUCUGUGUCCGAUCCUGUAGCAAUUUCAAACUUUAAAUUGCGCGGUUUGUUUGUUUUUUUUAAAGUUCGGGUUUUCCUUAACUAAAUCGAUUAUAUAGGUAUAUAUCUACAGCAGAUGACCUCAUUUUAUUUUAGCUUUUUUGAAAGAAAGUCAGUUAGCAAAGCAAACUGAUUUUAAUAAAAUAUUUAUCUCCCCUCUCCCCUCGAAUGGUUCAGAUCCUAGAUUACACUUAAUUUUAAGCGUAAACCUCGUUUUUUUUUCUUUUUUAAAAAAGAGAUCUCGUUAUUAUUGCUUAUUAGAGGCAACCCCAACUGAAGGGCCCCCACAAAUGAGGGUUCACUUCUGAAUGUUUUAUCAGCAUCUGUAAAAAAAAGAAAAAGAAAAAAAAGAAAUGCAUUUUAUUUGCUAUAGUUUGUAAAGCUGUAAAGUUUAAAAAAACAAGAAAAACGGAAAAAAAAGAAAAUCCUUUUCAGCAUAAAUAUAUUUUACUUGCACUGUGUUUUUUAGCAAAAGUGAAAGCUUAGAUUAAAUAAAAAUCAAAGUUGAGAGGAAUCAUAAAAAAAGACAGUUUCUCAGUGUGAAAAUCAAGUGUUGAAAAAUGGUUGGUGUAUUUUGUCAGUAAUUGUACAUAAUUUUUGGCACAUAACAUUAAAAAAAUGGCUAUGUAAACUAUAAUUAUUUUGCUAAAAGACUGUAUGCAAGCUAUGGGCUUUACUUUAAAGACGUCCAGAGCAAAAGUCCCUUCUUUGUACCUAUUUUUUUAUUACAAAAUAUACUAAUUGGUUCUUUAUAUUUUCAGAGGUUAUUGUAUUAAAUUGUCUAUUGAUAGUACUUUUAUGACUGUAAAUAUGUCGGCUUUCUCUGUGUGGACUCUCAUGUUAGAAUUUAAGGGCAGGAGCUACCAGGAACAUCUCCUGUGCGAUGCCUGUUGAACGGAGGUGCGUGCAAACGGCUUUCCUUUCAACGGGGCUUAUGCAAGAGAUGUUCUUAAGGUGGAUCGCACCUUAACUUUCUUUGUGUGUAAACUGAAUGCUGAUCAGUAUUUUUAUCAACACCCAACAAACUGUUACACCUUUUUAUUUUGUCUCUUGGGGAGGGGGGGAAAUCCUGUCUUUCCAUUUUUUUUUCAUGUAAAUUUUGCACAGUUCCUUGUUCAUAUGUAAAUAUUUUACUUUCAAAAAUGAAGUUUUUAAUUGCUAUUGUUUUAUAUAGGAUUGAAAGAAAAUUAACUCCUUUAUUAAAAACAAAUUUAUCUGUA
Molecule: messenger RNA, 5030 nt
Organism: Heteronotia binoei (common prickly gecko)
Lineage: Eukaryota; Metazoa; Chordata; Lepidosauria; Squamata; Gekkonidae
Gene: TAF4
Product: TATA-box binding protein associated factor 4
Exons: 16
Coding region: 45-3359 (1104 amino acids)
Biological process (GO): transcription initiation at RNA polymerase II promoter; DNA-templated transcription
Cellular component (GO): transcription factor TFIID complex
Molecular function (GO): protein heterodimerization activity; DNA binding; RNA polymerase II general transcription initiation factor activity
Source: RefSeq, a predicted model, not a curated record